UUUUUAAUUAGUUACAUAACUAUUCGACAGAUGAAAGGUUUACAAUAAUCACUUAAAAUAUUCAACUUUCUUGUCAUCGAGAGCUAUAAUUGCGUACACUAAUUAACGCAACCAUUGUACCUAUAGUCACUCCAGAAAAAGAUGUUCAACACUGCGUCGUUCAACAACUCGUUGAUUUGACGUUCAUGCGCCAACUGUUCAUGCACAAUGUCUUUAUGAUAUGCAUCUUGUUAGUAUCAAACGUUAACACGUACAUUUGCUAUGAUAAUUUCAUCCACCCCACCAUUAUACAGCAGAAUUUAUUUAGUAGAUAUUACCGACAUUGCGCGAUGCCAGGGAAAUGAAUAAUCUUGUUGAACGGUGUGUGUUUCACAAAAAAAUGCGCUUUUAGUGCAACAUCAACGGCAUCGUACGAAUAUUAAAUAAUAUUUCUCAGGAGAACAGGUGAAUAAUAAUAACAAGUGUAAAAUGGCACUUCGUGAAUUGGUCGAGGGUGACUGUGGUGGACCUAGCUCUUUGAUCCACCUGACAUCACAUUUUGUACGUGAUCAUGGAUUCAAGGAAGAAGGAAUACAUCAUCCGUUUGGACAUGUGGAGUCAUUUCAGCCUAUAGAUUCAGAUCAGUUAGUUAAACAAUUUUUAGAAGAAAAUGCUUCAUGUCCUCAGACAUUUAGAAUGGAUAAUUUAUUACAAGAAAUGCGAGAGAUUGAUCACAACAUUCAUCCACCUAUAGCAGCACCAGGAGUAGCUCAAGAAUUAACUGGUUUAGACACAGCUUGGGCAAAUCAGUAUCUUGAGUCUGGACGUCACUUUAGUGAAAACCAUACCGAUGAUAUAUGGCAACCUGAUGUGGAACCUGUUGUGAUCCCAAAUAGUGCAACUCCACAAACACAUGAAUUAGGGUUAGGACCGAAAUGGGCUGAAGAGUACAUAGAACACAGCAUAGAUGCAAUACAAACUGAUAUCAACAAAGAAAACACAACAGAGACAAUAGAAAAUGAUUUAUCGUAUUCAAAAUUUAUGAAAUUCAUGAAACAAGAGGGAGACGAAGAGUUGGCAAUUGCUGGUAAUGGGAUAGACGAAUUUCAGAAAGAUAAUCCAUCUUCAGAAGCAGACAAUGGCGAUUCCGCAUUUUUAAGACUACAGAACGAAUGGGAGAAAAUAUCACCUGGUGAAAAGGUAUCCAGCAAACAUCCAUGGUUAUCAGAAUACGAUACAUACUAUGAUCCAUUUAAAGAUUAUGAAUUUCACGAAGAAAAUCCUAUGAAAGAAGUACCCAAUCCAUUAGAAGAGGGGAAGAGAAGAUUAGAUGCUGGAGAUUUACCGAGUGCUAUCCUUUGUUUUGAAGCAGCUGUGAAACAAAAUGAACACAAUUCAGAAGCUUGGUUGCUCCUUGGAAAAACUCGAGCUGAAAACGAGCAAGAUCCAUUAGCGAUUUCAGCUUUAAAACGCUGUCUGAUUCUUGAUCCUAUGAACAGCAACGCCUUAAUGGCUCUCGCUGUAUCAUACGCAAAUGAAUCUUAUCAAAAUCAAGCAUGUUUAACUCUAAAAGAAUGGUUACUAAAAAAUGAGAAAUAUAAGCAUCUUUCGUCAAAAAAAGCUAACACUGAUGAACAGCCAAAAUCUAAUGUCUCGUCGAUUUUAUUCGAUGAUGUACACGAAGAAGUGAAAAGUCUUUAUAUUCAAGCUGCACGGAUGAAUCCACGGAACGAAAUAGAUGCUGAUGUUCAAUGCGGAUUAGGAGUACUUUUUAAUUUGUCCAAUGAAUAUGAUAAAGCUUGUGAUUGUUUUCAGACAGCGUUACACGUUCGUCCCAAUGAUUCCAGAUUAUGGAAUAGAUUGGGUGCAACUUUAGCCAAUGGUCAGAAAUCGGAGGAAGCUAUAAACGCGUACCAUCGUGCCUUGAAAUUAUCUCCGGGAUUUAUUAGAGCACGUUAUAAUCUGGGGAUUUCUUGCAUAAAUCUUAACGCAUACACAGAAGCUGGUGAACAUCUAUUAACUGCUUUAAAUCAACAAGCUGCUGGUCGUGGAGCGCAUGGUGAAAGUUUGUCGCCAAAAGCGAUGUCAAAUACCAUUUGGUCAACACUAAGACUUGUUAUCUCGUUGAUGCACAAAUACCAUCUAAACGAUGCCAUAGAAAGCAGAGAUUUGGCGAGGUUGAAUAAGGAAUUUGAAAUUGUAUGAAGGUAUGCAAACUUGUUGAAGCUACUUGUUGAAAAAGUAUAAACAGUUUUUAGUUUUUAUGGUAACAGAAAUAAAAUGCUUAAAAACUAUUUUCCAAUAGUUCGAAAAUGUGUAUAUAAACAUCGAUUAGACUCAUAAUUUUUAGAUAUUUCAUUGCUACGAGAGUGGGUAAUUUAACAAUAUUAUAUACCCGAUUAUGAUAUUUUAUAUUUUUUAGAAGUUGUUUUGAUUCAAUAUUACUAACAGGUAUACAGCUCCUAUCGUUUCAUUUUAUAUAAAUUGAAAAUGGGUUAUAUAAAUUAUAUGUACAUAAAA
Megalopta genalis is the source of this 2499-nucleotide messenger RNA. It is a transcript of the gene Pex5, whose product is annotated as peroxisomal biogenesis factor 5. Gene Ontology annotation, molecular function: protein binding. The record is from RefSeq and is a predicted model, not a curated record. Gene Ontology annotation, cellular component: cytosol; peroxisomal membrane. Gene Ontology annotation, biological process: protein import into peroxisome matrix, docking. Lineage: Eukaryota; Metazoa; Arthropoda; Insecta; Hymenoptera; Halictidae.